Messenger RNA from Medicago truncatula (barrel medic), 1764 nucleotides. RefSeq lists its product as uncharacterized. The record is from RefSeq and is a predicted model, not a curated record. Bases 54 to 1292 code for a protein of 412 amino acids. NCBI's taxonomy places the organism in Eukaryota, Viridiplantae, Streptophyta, Magnoliopsida, Fabales, Fabaceae. The transcript is spliced from 2 exons.
UACCAUUUUCUAUUCUUGUGGGGACCAAAUUGAUAGCGAUGAAUGUUAUCUAAAUGUGUUUUUUUUUUGUUUUUUUUUUUGUAUGUAGCAUGUCUAUUACCGUAGCUUUUCAUCAUGGAGGGUUAUUUGUUAGGGAUUGGUUGAUAUGUUACAAAGGUGGUGAAGAAUCAGUGUUUAAUUUAGAUGUUGAUAAGUGGUGUUAUUUUGAACUAGAAGGGUAUGCAAAUGAUUUACAAAAACAAUAUAAUUAUGGGAAAAGGUAUAGGAUGUGGUGGAAGGUUGAAGAAGAGGUUGAUUUCAAGUUAGUUAGGUUAGAUGAAGAUGUUGUAGUAAUGAAGGAGUAUGCUACUAAAAAGAUAUGUAAGCUUGAUAUAUUCAUUGAGCAUGAUGUUGUUGAAAGUGAUGGUGUUGUUGUUAAUGUUCCUAAGUAUAUAGAAGAAUCUGAACCUGUUAAGAAUAGCAGUUGUAAGGGGAAGGAAAAAGUGGUUGAAAGUGAAGGUUCUGAGGAUGAGCAAGUUGAUGCUGGUGGAUAUAGUGGUGAUGAAGAUUCUGAUGUUAGAGGAGACAGGUUUGAUGACAGUGAAGAAGAGAGAGGUUUAGGAAUGGAGGAUGGGUUUGGUUUAGCUGAUUCUAAUUAUCUCAUGAUUGAAGGUCCAAGUACUACUCACUCUGAUCAAAGAAAUGAAGAUGAGAAGUUAUUAGAUAGGGUUGAAAUAGAUGUUGAUUAUGAAAGUGAUUCAUUGGCCAGCUCUGACCCUGAUGAUUCUGAUGAGGAAAAAGGUAAAAGAUAUGAAAAGUUUAGGAUGGAACAGCUUAACAAGAAAUUCAAGUUCAAGGUUGGCAUGGAGUUUAGGUCCCUAGCUGAGUUCAAGGAAGCAUUUACUGAGUGGAAUGUAAUAAAUGGGUGGGAGUUUAAGAUGGUGAAAAAUGAUCAUUUAAGGGUUAGGGCAGUUUGCAAUCAUAAGUUAAUGCAACUACUGGUAAUGUCCCUGAUGUGUCUGCACCUGAAGUCUCAGUUGUUGUUCAACCUACACAAGUUAAUGCAACUGAUCCUGCUACUGCUAAAAGGUCUCAACCAAAGAAGUCUCAACCUGCUAAAAGGUCUCAACCUGCAUCUGCUACUGCUGUCAAUGGUGUACCAACUGCAAAUGCACCUGCUACUGCACUUGCACCAACUGUUGUCAAUGGUGCACCAAAAGCAAAUGCACCAUUUAAGCCACCAAACAAAAAAAAACAUGCUGAGAUGGUGUAUGAUGUUACACACCUGCAAAAGAGAGCAAAAACCACAAUGACAUGGCAUGGGGUAAGGUGUGAGACAUCUACAGAAAGAUCAUCUGCUGGGGUACCAAAGCUCAACCAAAGUAGACUUAGAAGAAGUGGAAGAACCUGCUACUUUGGUCCUCAACCAAAGCUUGGAGCACCAGGAACAAUGGAGAAAAAUCCUAUUGACAUAGACAAUGGACCUGGUGACCUAACUCAGGAGACAACUGUAACAGACAAGAAGAAGAAGAAGAAGAAAGCUUUGUGGAAGCCUUAGAUCAACCGUUAUCAAUUUUGUCUUGUAUUGCUUGGAAAAAUGUCAUUUUGCUAUUAGUGACUGAGAAAUGCCUUUUAUUUAGUUUGUAAUGUGGCUUGAACAAUGCCCUUUUUGCUAUUAAUGGGUUAUAAAUCCCUUUACAAUGGUGUGUAAUGGCUUGAACAAUAGCCUUUUUUAUUAAGUAUGUAAUGGCUUGAACAAUAGCCUUUUUGAUAAAGUAUGUAAUA